Hydractinia symbiolongicarpus is the source of this 1213-nucleotide messenger RNA. RefSeq lists its product as uncharacterized. NCBI's taxonomy places the organism in Eukaryota, Metazoa, Cnidaria, Hydrozoa, Anthoathecata, Hydractiniidae. The record is from RefSeq and is a predicted model, not a curated record. The transcript is spliced from 3 exons. The coding region runs from base 177 to 1199 and encodes 340 amino acids.
AAUUUUAAUGAUAGCAAUAGAGGGUUAAUUAUGUGAUAUGUUCUUCUUUAAUUGUGUGUUUGCAAAUUUGUCAUUGAAUAAAAUGGCGAGCCAGGAGAAGAACAAUGAUAAAAAGUACAUGUUAAAGUAAAUAGCUAGAUUGGCGAAAUAAAGUUUUAUGUUUAAAAGCAGCUAUCAUGUCGAUCAUAUUUGUCACUGGUCAUUACACCAAUGACCAAAAGUUGGCAAUCUAUUUAUGUUAUUCUAUCUCGAUGUUGUGCUUACUUUUGACUUUAUUCGUUUAUUUACUAAACUUAAAGCAGUUGAAUUUGAUUUUAGAACAAAGACGAUUUCCUUUGCGAAAAACACGAGCAUGGAUAAUUUCCAAUCUCUGCCUUGUUUUUCUAAUAUGGCAGCUACUUCUCACAGUGUACGUAUCCAGGCAACAAGAAUUUAAAAUUGAAAGCAUGACUACGUUCAUUCUCAUGAUUUUUAUUCUCUAUUUUUCAACUUCUUUUUAUUGUUGGUGUUUUGCGUGGUCCUUGAAUACGGUUUCUUUGGCAAGAUACCAUAUGAACAUGUCCGACACUAAUACGUUUAAAACUCGCGUUAUAUCUAUCGCUUGUUAUGUUAUCCCAGUAUUGUUCACAGUCACAUGCACAUUGAUAGGGUAUUAUACCAAUGAUAAAGAGCUUAGACUAAACACGGUGUAUCACACGCAAUCAAAAUGGAUACUAGUUUCGUUUGAAAUUAUGGUUAUACUUGGAAAGCUCAGUCUUAUUGGUUAUACUUUUAAAAAACGUAUAGUUGUUUUAGCGAGAUUGAAUUUUACAGGGCAAGAAAUUUUGAACCGAGUCUUGCAAACAAAUGCGCUCCGUAAUGGUAGUAUCUUUCAAGUGCUUCUGUUAAUAACAAUUGUACUUGAUGUCAUAACCGUAGCAAGAGACGAAGUUUUUCUUCCCAACUUGUAUGCGUACAUCACCGCCCAAACCAUAAUGGCGGUACAUCUUUUGACAUUGGUGACAUUGCUACAUGACAAGAACUUUCGAAAACCUUUUCGGUAUCAACGGCAAAAAAAAAUAUUGGAAAAUAGAAGAUUCAGGCGACGUUCCAGCAAGAAACAGAACGAGAGAAGCAAAAAUAUAUCUGUCAUAUACAAGCCUAACUUGGAAGAAAACAACCAUAACAUUGUAAUAUAUAACACAACAAGUAAGCUAUAACGAAUGUACCUCUC